Molecule: messenger RNA, 1141 nt
Organism: Ruditapes philippinarum (Manila clam)
Lineage: Eukaryota; Metazoa; Mollusca; Bivalvia; Venerida; Veneridae
Product: coiled-coil domain-containing protein 137-like
Exons: 7
Coding region: 84-995 (303 amino acids)
Source: RefSeq, a predicted model, not a curated record
AAAAAGCCUUUCGCUAAUUAACCGGAAAAAAAUAAUAGCGAAAGAAAACAAACACAUGUGGAAUUGACACAAAUUAUUGAAAAAUGGGAAAACUUGGCAAGCCGCAAAAGAGCAGAAAGCAUAAGAAAAUAAAGAAGACGUUUGAUACACAGAAGGAAAAAGAUACAGACUUGGCAAUUGGAGGUAAAAGGAAUAAGCUCUAUAAUCUACCUGUAAAUGAUGAAGAUCUAGAUAGACAAGAUAUACCUAAUAAGCUAAAAACAAUCAUGAAGAGUCGGUCUGACGUCCAAAAUAGUGAACAAACAAGGAAGAAGAAAAAUAAGAAAAAGAAAUUCAAAAAAGCAGCAGAGAAUACAUUCAAAAUGGAGAGAGGUGUAACAAAGCCUAUGGCACCAAUACCAAGGUUUGUUCAAGGUAAACGUGAAAAAGAUAGGGAUUUCAUACGGCGUGUAGAACUAGAAACACAUAGAGUGAUCAUGAAACAACAGAUGGAAGAAAAAUAUCAGAUGGAGAUUCCAGACAACAACAGUAAUACAGCAGAAUCUCAGGUCAGAAAGAAAUCGAGUGAAAGAAAAAGAGAGAAAGACAAAGAAAGGAAAAAGAAAAAGGUACAGAUGGUAAAGGAAAAGAAACAAGAAAAAUUCAUGGACUUUUCUGCAUUCAAAGAUGAGGUUGCAUUUGGUGAGGUUGCCAUGGCUCCCCCAUCUCUAACAGCUAAACCAAGAAAAGCAGAUGUUGACAAUGACAAACCACGGCCUGGAAAACGUUCACUUCUUCUUAAAGACAUGAUGGAGAAAGGUGAUGACAAUUCUAAAGAGAAGUCGGACAGUGUAAUUAAGAUCCGACCUAAAUCUCAGGCACAGAGGCAAGCUGGGCAGACAUUGAAAAGAAAAUAUCUAUCACCAUGUCAGAAACAAAUUACAGACUUUGAAAGACAAAAAGCUAUUGAUUUGUACAGAAAAAUGAAAGAUAAGAAAAUAAAGCAGCCUAGGUGAUACUGUGCAAUAACUUGUUUUCAACUAAGUCCAUGAAAUUUUGAUGUAAAAUUGAUUGUGAAACAAAUUUGAAAAAUAAAUUCUAUUAUACAUGACAACAUGUAGAUUUAGAAAAAAUAAUGAACUUGGCAGUAAUAGAAAAGCUU